Macrosteles quadrilineatus (aster leafhopper) is the source of this 993-nucleotide messenger RNA. RefSeq lists its product as uncharacterized. The transcript is spliced from 5 exons. The record is from RefSeq and is a predicted model, not a curated record. The coding region runs from base 36 to 920 and encodes 294 amino acids. NCBI's taxonomy places the organism in Eukaryota, Metazoa, Arthropoda, Insecta, Hemiptera, Cicadellidae.
UUUGUUUGCGCCGUACGCCCGGCCUAGUGUGAACGAUGAAGCCUCACUUACUGUUGCUAGCGGCUCUAUCUCUCUGUUGUCUACAAGGGGCUGACUGCUUUGGCUUUGGGCUAGGGGGGUUAGGGGUUGGAACCUUGGUAGACAAUGCUGAGACAUUGGGAAUCAAAUUGCCUGGAUAUGCAAGACUCCUUUCGGGUAGAUCAAGCUUCAUGACGAACCUGUUUCACUUUUUAUUUGGAGACAGGAUUGAAAGGAUGUUUAGAGGUGUGAUCGAGAACGACAGAAAACUUAUGGUUGAAACGAUACCAGUUGAAGAUAUUGGUGAAGAUAACGUAGAGCAAUUCGAAAUGUAUGGCAUUAAAUUUUCUGGACUGGACACCUUGGAAGUCACUCCGAAUACUCAUAUUAAUAUUUUUUGGACUCCUAAGGGUUUCCUAGGACUUCCAACUCCCAGCGCAAUGGUGUCUGUUACUUUCGCUGACCUACAAAUUAAAAUUGAUCAUAUGAGAACCAAAUACGGUGUGAUUGUUGUCGAUGGACCCGCUUCAAUUGGAGUUUCAAAAAACAACUUAAUACUCAAGUUAAAAAUUUGGCCAAAGAUCGGCGAGAGGUGUUACUUGAGGUUGUACGACGUGGAGGUCACCGACUUGGAAUUGCUAGAGAUUGAUUUGAGGAAAAUAUCUGAUAAUGGAAAGGUAGAAGACAACGCAAAUGGGGAGUAUUUCUCUAAGCGCUACUUUAUAAAGGAAGAGGGUCCGGCGGAAGAACAUCUCAAGGUGGCGGUCGUCAAUCAGCUGUACAGAUCAUUGCCGAAGGCAUCUAAAGCCAUCUGUGAUAACAACGAAAAUUUAAUGAUUUCCUCGUACUCCAGGAUAAAGAGAGAUGCUGAAAAGGAGAAAGCAGAGAAGUCGAAAGCAUAGUAAAUUUUUGGAAAUGUAAAAUUUAUUUACAAUGGAUUGUAGUUCAACUCCUAAUAAACAAUAUAUAUCUUAA